Molecule: messenger RNA, 2151 nt
Organism: Coccinella septempunctata (seven-spotted ladybird)
Lineage: Eukaryota; Metazoa; Arthropoda; Insecta; Coleoptera; Coccinellidae
Gene: Trf2
Product: TATA box-binding protein-like 1
Exons: 1
Coding region: 3-818 (271 amino acids)
Biological process (GO): DNA-templated transcription initiation
Molecular function (GO): general transcription initiation factor activity; DNA binding
Source: RefSeq, a predicted model, not a curated record
UCAUGACUACUAUAUUACAGAAAAAUAGUAUGAAAACCUUACAAAAUGGUAAUAAAGGUAUCCACCAUAAUUUAAACCACCAAGUACAGAAUCUUGACUAUGAAUUAUGUGAUGAAUCAAAAAUCAAAGAAGAAACACAAGAAAUAGCAAUAACAGAAGAAGUCGCAACAGAAGGUCCUGAAAUAGACAUUAUGAUAAACAAUGUGGUGUGUAGUUUUAGUGUAAGGUGUCAUCUGAACUUGCGUGAGAUUGCAUUGAAUGGUAUGAAUGUUGAAUAUCGUAGGGAAAAUGGUAUGUUAACUAUGAAACUGCGCCGACCUUAUACAACAGCGAGUAUUUGGUCAUCGGGUAAAAUUACAUGUACAGGAGCGACCAGUGAGGAACAGGCAAAAAUCGCAGCAAGAAGAUUCGCUAGAUGUCUCCAAAAAUUAGGUUUCAAUAUAAGGUUUAACAACUACAGAGUUGUGAACGUUUUAGGAACUUGUUCAAUGCCUUUUGCAAUUAAAAUAACCUCUUUCUCCGAACACCAUAAAGAAGCAGAAUAUGAGCCAGAGCUCCAUCCGGGGGUCACUUACAAACUUAAAGAACCCAAAGCAACUUUGAAAAUAUUCUCGACUGGUAGUGUUACUGUUACAGCACCCAGCGUUGCUGACGUACAAGCCGCCAUUGAGUAUAUUUUCCCCCUAGUUUAUGAAUUUCGGAAGGAGAGGACAGCUGAAGAGCAGACAGCUCUGGCCUUGAAGAAACUGAAACAGCAAGAAUUAGUCGGCAAUAUGUAUGUAGAUGAAGAGAAUAGUGGAGAUAAUGUUUGGUCAUGAAUUUUUGAACUUGAAUAUUGAGUGUUUAUUUAUUUUCAGUCAUUUUGAAAAAUUAACCAUUUUUAAAAUUGUAUGUGCGCAAUAUGGCACAUGCAAUGUUUUUAUUUGAUAUAAUCUCUAAUUACUAUCUUGUUUUCUGAAUAAACGUUUUCGAAAAUACUCUUCGACUCACUUGGAUAAAUUUAGAUAUAAAUAAAGGCUGUAGUUCAUCAAAGCAAAUAACAAGAAAUUGAUUUAUAUAAAAAUAUCUACCCCUGCUUGUAAGGUUUUCUUGCUUUGGACACGCAAACAUUUCAGAAUAAUUGAAGCAGAAUUAUUUCUUCUUGUUUGAUGAAUAUCAUUGAAAAAGAAUGUGUUAACUCCAGUUUAGCCUUGAAAUAUUCAACAUUGAGUGAGAGAAUUUCAUUCAAAAACAUGUUAAAUCUAAUAUUUUUUUAAUAUUCAAUUGUUAUUAUUCACCCCCUAUAAAUUUAAAGAAUUUCUAUGUAAUCUUUUCAAAGUAUUAUUCACGUUAGAAUCAAGAAAAUUGUUAGAUUUUCAUUUAACUGAGAUUAAAUUAGUUAUCUUAUAUAUAAAUAAAUCAUGAAUGUGAAUGAAACACUCUCAUUUGAAGUUGAAUUCAUAUUUAAUGAGUUCGGAUAUUCUCUCUGCCUAAUAAUAUUAGGGAUUACACCAUUUUUUCAUAAUGAAAACGAAAUAAAAAGUCUGAUAUUUGAAAAUUUUCAUAACUUCAUUAGUUUAUGAUCUAACCAAAUAAUGCUAAGAAUUUCCUGUGUUCUCUCAGAGCCUGAUUUUUUCUAUAUCAACUUGAAAAAAUGUAGAAAAAUAGGUAUGUGAUUGAAUGGUACUAUUUCUUCAGUUUAUUUGUUGAUUUUUGCAGAUGUAUCAUCGUAAGUUGUGAUACAAAUCAGUAUCAUCUGCACUAGAAUCGCUUUUUUUUUAUUGUAUUAUGUAAAUUAACAGAUGUUCUUCAAAUCGCCGUUAUUGAGUCAGAAGCGAUUUUGUUAUUGAUAUUCCCUGAAUGUUUUUAUUGGUGAUUGUGUUGAUUGAAUGAUACUGCCUACAUCUGUGUCAAAUCAGAAAUUGAGGAUUUUAAAUUUUGUUGGAAAUGUGCACAAUUUUUAAUCCUUUCAGUUUUUGAAAUAUUGAUCAUUUAUUAUUUUCCAAAGAUUGGGCUGCAAAUUCUCUGUUCAUUUGAUGCCCAUAAUACAAUUCUCUUAAGUAGAUGUUAAAUGUAGAUAAUAUACGUCACACUCGUUUAGAGUAAGAGUAUGGUUUAAUUUAAAUUGAAUGUAUGAUGAUGAGAAGCUUGGAAUAAAUAUUCAGUUUUUGA